Molecule: messenger RNA, 320 nt
Organism: Solanum tuberosum (potato)
Lineage: Eukaryota; Viridiplantae; Streptophyta; Magnoliopsida; Solanales; Solanaceae
Product: 50S ribosomal protein L13, chloroplastic-like
Exons: 2
Coding region: 42-320 (92 amino acids)
Biological process (GO): negative regulation of translation; translation
Cellular component (GO): cytosolic large ribosomal subunit; ribosome
Molecular function (GO): mRNA binding; structural constituent of ribosome
Source: RefSeq, a predicted model, not a curated record
UAUCUGAGCAAUUCUGUUUUUACUUGAACACCAAAAGGUUAAUGCUGAGAAGGUUGCUGUAUCUGGGAAGAAGAGGAGCCAAAAACUUUAUAGGAGGCACUCCGGCAGUGGAGACUUUUGAUCAACUGCAACAGAGAAUUCCUGAAAGAAUCAUUGAGCAUGCUGUCCGUGGCAUGCUUCCCAAAGGGAGGCUUGGUAGGCAACUAUUUACACAUCUUAAGGUGUAUAAAGGUGCUGAACAUCCUCAUGUGGCACAGAAACCUGUUGCAUUGCGCCAUUUGAGACGAGAGGAUACAGAAGCAGCGGUGAACUCCAAGUGA